AUGGGCAGAAGAAAAAUCGAGAUCCAGCCAAUCAAUGAUGAACGGAACAGGACUGUAACGUUCGUGAAGCGAAAAGCCGGACUGUUCAAGAAGGCCCACGAGCUGUCGAUCCUUUGCAAGGUUGAUAUCGCCGUAAUUAUCAUCGGUCACAACCACAAGGUCUACGAAUAUUCAUCCAACAACCCGCAGGCGGUGAUAGAGAAGUACCAGCAGUCAGGACAGACCCAGGAGUCGAAAAGGCCGCAAGACUAUGGCAAUUAUAAGCUAGUUUCCAGAGUCUCGACUAAGAAGGGAGCCAGAAACGACAACAGACACGUGAAGCAGGAUUCCGUAGACGGGGAUAUAUCGGACGACCCGAACCACUCUGAAUUGGACGGAGAGGAGGACGAGGACGCAGAGUACGAGGAAACUCCCACCAAGAAGCGGAAACUCUCCAGAUCGGUGUCGUCUGAGGAUCGUUCACGAAGACCAACAUUUGUGCCGCCCAAGGAAACAGGCGUGAUGCCCCUGAAUUCCAAACUGUCCAAGCGGCCGCUGCUGAGCUUGCAGAUUCCUAGCAACGACAGAUCGACCUCAGACAGCGACAUCACAGUGACAGCUUUGGAAUCGGGCCAGCUGAACACGACCAAAGAGGGUGGAGACGCUGGCGCCGCGCCUGGACGCACGUCGCAGAACGCGAAAAAAGUCAGCAUUGCAGCCACCCCGACCUCCAACUCGUUCUUGCCGGGACUCAACAUCAUGACCCAACAGAACGCCCAAAACCCGCUAGAUCAGACCAAUUCCUCCAACAAAUCGACUCCUGUGUCGGCGACGCUGCCCCACGGGCUGUUUUCCUCGCUCCCGCAAAUGUCUCCGACACAGAUCCUUCCCACUCCGGUCUUUCCCCUGGGUCCGCAACAACAGCAAUUAGUGCAGCAGCAGAAUUUUGCACCCUACAGCGCCAAAUUCCAGCCAAAAUCGUCCACGGGGCCGCCGCCGUUCUUUAACUACACCGGGGACACACCAGUGCUCCCUUCGGGACUCUCUUCGCGGUUUCUGGACAUGUUUCCUUCGCCCAAUGUAUAUUAUAGCCAGGACUGGCCUAUGACGAUGGGGACAGGGAAUCCUACCGUGCAAAACCCAGGAUGCCCGUCAGGACCCGGAUCCAACGGCCAGCCCAACCACCACGUGCCCCAGCAGCUAAAUCAGCAACAGGGAGGUGCCAAUAACGGCGACUCUGGACAGAAAGGUGGCCCUGCUACGUCGUCUGGCUCCACGUACGGUGGUCCGACAAGCAGCAGCGGCACACAGGGCCCGGACGGGAAUUUCUCCACAAUGACAAGCCCGCUACAAGUUAUCGGCUCGGCGAUCUACAAUCAGGCUGCCCAGGCUGCCGAGCGACGAGAGGAAGACAAAUAA
Molecule: messenger RNA, 1398 nt
Organism: Ogataea parapolymorpha DL-1
Lineage: Eukaryota; Fungi; Ascomycota; Pichiomycetes; Pichiales; Pichiaceae
Product: Transcription factor SMP1
Exons: 1
Coding region: 1-1398 (465 amino acids)
Biological process (GO): positive regulation of transcription by RNA polymerase II
Molecular function (GO): DNA-binding transcription factor activity, RNA polymerase II-specific; protein dimerization activity; RNA polymerase II cis-regulatory region sequence-specific DNA binding
Source: RefSeq, a predicted model, not a curated record